Molecule: messenger RNA, 1542 nt
Organism: Cucurbita maxima (winter squash)
Lineage: Eukaryota; Viridiplantae; Streptophyta; Magnoliopsida; Cucurbitales; Cucurbitaceae
Product: ADP,ATP carrier protein 1, mitochondrial-like
Exons: 4
Coding region: 82-1257 (391 amino acids)
Biological process (GO): mitochondrial ATP transmembrane transport; mitochondrial ADP transmembrane transport
Cellular component (GO): mitochondrial inner membrane
Molecular function (GO): ATP:ADP antiporter activity
Source: RefSeq, a predicted model, not a curated record
UCUGUUCUCCAACGCUAUUUUAUAGGCGGACUCCUUUCUCCAACAAUCCCUCGCUGCCACUAGCUAAGGGAAGAACUAACCAUGGCUGAUCAGGUUCAACAUCCCACCAUCUAUCAGAAGGUUGCUGGUCAGCUCUCCCUUCAGUCGAGGGUUGCUUCGGGAUUCCGUGCUUGUGAUGAUGGCUUCAGGAACCCUGCACUUUACCAGAGACGUGCAUCAAUCAGCAAUUAUUCAAAUGCUGCUUUUCAAUACCCUGCUGUGCAAUCCUGCGUUGCUACAACUGAUCUUUCUAGGGUUGCCACAACUGCCUCCCCCAUUUUUGUUGCGGCCCCUGCUGAGAAAGGAAACUUUAUGCUUGACUUUCUCAUGGGUGGUGUCUCCGCCGCUGUAUCCAAGACAGCCGCUGCCCCAAUUGAACGUGUCAAGCUGUUGAUUCAAAACCAGGAUGAGAUGAUUAAAGCUGGACGUCUGUCUGAGCCAUACAAGGGUAUUGGUGAUUGUUUCAAGCGUACAAUCCAAGAUGAGGGUUUUGGUUCAUUGUGGAGAGGGAACACUGCCAAUGUCAUCCGUUAUUUCCCCACUCAAGCAUUGAACUUUGCUUUCAAGGAUUACUUCAAGAGACUUUUCAACUUCAAGAAAGAUAAGGAUGGUUACUGGAAAUGGUUUGCUGGUAACCUGGCAUCAGGUGGUGCAGCUGGUGCUUCAUCCCUUCUUUUCGUUUACUCUCUCGACUAUGCUCGUACCCGAUUGGCAAACGAUGCCAAGGCUGCGAAGAAAGGUGGUGGUGGAAGGCAAUUCAAUGGACUGGUUGAUGUUUACAGGAAGACAUUGCAGUCCGAUGGUAUUGCUGGUCUUUACCGUGGAUUUAACAUUUCUUGUGUUGGUAUCAUCGUGUACCGUGGUUUGUACUUCGGUAUGUACGAUUCUCUGAAGCCCGUUCUCUUGACCGGAAAGUUGCAGGAUAGCUUCUUCGCUAGUUUCGCCCUUGGUUGGUUGAUCACCAACGGUGCUGGCCUUGCAUCCUACCCAAUCGACACUGUCCGUAGAAGAAUGAUGAUGACAUCUGGUGAAGCCGUGAAGUACAAGAGCUCAAUGGAUGCCUUCUCUCAGAUCUUGAAGAACGAAGGUGCCAAGUCUCUGUUCAAGGGUGCCGGUGCUAACAUUCUCCGUGCUGUUGCUGGUGCUGGUGUGCUCGCCGGUUACGACAAGUUGCAGGUUAUCGUCUUCGGAAAGAAAUACGGAUCAGGCGGUGCUUAGGCAUGACUUCCUCCUGCUCAAUCACAACUACUACUUGAGUUUGUAGAUGUUGAAGAAGAUCAUGUUCGAAAAGAGUUUGGUGGAUCCCUCGGUCCGGCGGUUUUUCUUUUACCUCAAAUAAUAUUUAGUUUUUUGGAGGCUAAACAAACCCAUUUAUGAGAUUGGAAUGAAUUUUUGUAGAACCUGUUUGAUUAGUGUGGCAAACACUGCCACUCAUUGUCUUCCUUUUUCAAAGUGUUCUGAUCCAAAUUAAUCAAACCCAUAUUUUGUUACAUUGAUGAGAAA